AUGGGUGUCGGCAACAUCAUGGCCCGCUUCAAGGGUGGUGAGGACUCUCAGUUCUCCUCCCAGGCCCCUACACCUGCUCGCGCUGAUUCGACUAUCGCCGAGAAGGAUGAGGGCAUCAUCGAUGAUAGCCCCGUCAAGUACCUCACUUGGCGCUCUUUCAUCCUCGGCCUGUGUGUCUCCAUGGGUGGCUUCAUCUUUGGUUACUCUACUGGUCAAAUCUCGGGUUUCACUUCCAUGACCGACUUCAAGGAGCGCUUCGCGGAGUACAACGAAUCUUCCGGUGAAUACGUCUUCAGCAAUGUUCGCAACGGUCUUAUUGUUGGUCUGCUCUCAAUCGGUACUAUGAUUGGCGCCCUGGUGGCUGCCCCCAUUGCCGACAGAAUUGGCCGCAAGCUCUCCAUCUCCUUCUGGGCUGUUAUCAACAUCGUCGGAAUCAUUGUGCAGAUCACCACUCAGGAUAAGUGGUACCAGGUCGCCCUUGGCCGUUGGGUCAUGGGUCUUGGUGUCGGUGCCCUGUCCAGCGUUGUCCCCAUGUACCAGUCCGAGUCUGCUCCCCGUCAGGUUCGUGGUGCCAUGGUCAGUGCCUUCCAGCUGUUCGUCGCCUUCGGUAUCUUCAUCUCCUACAUUGUCAACUACGGUACCGUCCACAUCAACUCCAGUGCCUCAUGGCGCAUCACCAUGGGCAUUGGUUUCGCCUGGCCCCUGAUCCUGGGUAUCGGUACCCUUCCCCCCCGUUACGCCUACCGUCACGGCCGUGUUGAGGAGGCCCGCGAGGUCAUGGCCAAGCUCUACGGUGUUCCUACCAACCACCGCGUUGUUGCCCAGGAGAUGGCCGACAUGAAGCACAAGCUGGAUGAGGAGAAGAACGCUGGAAAUGCUGCCUGGCACGAGAUCCUCACCGGUCCUCGCAUGUUCUACCGUACCAUGCUUGGUAUUGCUCUGCAGUCUCUGCAGCAAUUGACCGGUGCCAACUUCAUCUUCUACUACGGAACCAGCAUCUUCCAGGGUGUUGGUCUGAGUGACUCCUUCGUUACCCAGAUCAUCCUGGGUGCCGUCAACUUCGGUAUGACCAUGCCCGGUCUGUACGUUGUCGAGCACUAUGGUCGCCGUAACUGCCUCAUGGUCGGUGCUGCCUGGAUGUUCAUCUGCUUCAUGAUCUGGGCUUCCGUCGGUCACGAGGUUCUGCACGUCAACCCUUCGUCCCACCCUGCCGGUGUUGCCAUGAUUGUCUUCACCUGCUUCUUCAUCGUUGGUUUCGCCACCACCUGGGGUCCCAUUGUCUGGGCCAUCUGUGGUGAGAUGUACCCCUUCCGUUACCGUGCUACCUGCAUGGGUGUCGCCACUGCCGCCAACUGGACCUGGAACUUCCUCAUCUCUUUCUUCACCCCCUUCAUCUCCAGCUCCAUUGACUUCCGCUACGGCUACGUCUUCGCCGCUUGCUGUUUCGCUGCCAUCCUGGUUGUCUUCUUCUUCGUCAACGAGACCCAGGGCCGUACCCUUGAGGAGGUCGACACUAUGUACGUCCUGCACGUCAAGCCCUGGAAGUCCGCCAGCUGGGUUGCCCCCGAGGGCAUCGUUGCCGACCUCCACGCUCCCCGCGAGCCCAAGGAGGGUGCUAGCGAGCAACAGCAGCACGAGACUCUGAUCGCUGAGCCUACUGAGGUUGUCGAGUCUUCUCAGCCUACCCAGAAUGCUGAGACCACUGAGACCCGCGAGUAA
Penicillium cosmopolitanum is the source of this 1719-nucleotide messenger RNA. Its product is annotated as sugar porter family MFS transporter. Gene Ontology annotation, molecular function: carbohydrate:proton symporter activity. The transcript is spliced from 4 exons. Bases 1 to 1719 code for a protein of 572 amino acids. Gene Ontology annotation, biological process: transmembrane transport; carbohydrate transport. Gene Ontology annotation, cellular component: plasma membrane. The record is from RefSeq and is a predicted model, not a curated record. NCBI's taxonomy places the organism in Eukaryota, Fungi, Ascomycota, Eurotiomycetes, Eurotiales, Aspergillaceae.